Molecule: messenger RNA, 1539 nt
Organism: Exophiala aquamarina CBS 119918
Lineage: Eukaryota; Fungi; Ascomycota; Eurotiomycetes; Chaetothyriales; Herpotrichiellaceae
Exons: 5
Coding region: 1-1539 (512 amino acids)
Source: RefSeq, a predicted model, not a curated record
AUGGCGCGCACCAAGCAAAAUGAUACUGAUGACCCUGCUCACAUGGCGCGGUUUCUGGCUAUCAUCAACGGCGAACCUGAAGAACGAAUCAUUGGUCCAUCGUCUGCUUACAAUGUCCAGUGCCAGGAUUCAACUGCACCCGGUAACGUUACGCUGGCCGAUACCGCAGUUAAUCUAAGUGACCUUGGUCCCUCUUCGAUUCCUCAGUCAGAGUCAGUUGCAGCAAUGAGUACUCCGCCUGUCAGUACCCCAGAUAUGAUUGGCAAGGCAUUGGGAGAGAUCAUCAACGGUGACGAAGGCCAAUCUCACCGUGAGCAGAACCCCGAGACAGCUAUGGCAUCAAGUGUCCAGAAAGAUUAUGAUGCUCAAAUCACUGGAAAUCAUGGCGAGGGCCACCGUGCUUGGACAUCAACUCAGAAAGCUCUGCUCGCUAGACAGGCUGAAAUGGCAAAGAACACGAAAGGUUGGAUGGAUAACGUCGUUGCCAGUUUUCGCAAAGCCAACCAAGGUGAACUGGUUCAAGGAAAAUGUGCUAAUACGGUCGGGAUGGCACUCACUACCGAAGAUCAGGCAUCACACUCACAGUCCCCGGAAACCGAGGCCUUCCCAACCUUCGACGAAUCAGUGCAACCCAACGCACUUGGAGGAGUGCAGCUUGUUAAUGACACCUCCUCUAGUCAAGCUGAUCGGGAAAACUCGAGUGUUGAUGGCAAUGCAUCUGACGGUGAAUCCCCAAGUCCCGAGCGUCCCCAUUCUCGACAAGAAGAUCACAGUACUGGAGUCAAGGUCCCUAGUGAACCCUCUAAAAUAGUGCAGUCCCCUACUAUUGUGGUCACGACUAGCACAGAUACUGAGGAGAGUGAUGUUGGGCCUGACAGUCAAAGUGAGGGAGAUCGUCAGCAUCCUGCGCACUUCAAAUCAUGGGGUACUCCUGCAGCAAGAAACCAACCAAGAUCUCAUAUCCGCACUGUCCUCCUCGUGGGUCUUCCUGGCACUGCAGACCUGACGCUCGUCCAAUCUCUCAUUCAUGGUGGUACUAUCGAGACGAUGAGACUGUUGCCAGGCGAUACCGAGACUGGAACCACAACUGCGUAUGUUACCUUUACAAGCCCAGAAGCCUUCAAACAAUACUAUUCAAAGUACCCCAAUGGAUUCGAACUUCGACACAAGGGCAAGAAAUACAACGUCCUUGUGGACAAGCAAAAGCGGGUUGAUGUCAUGAGCAGUGCUAUGAAUGCAUACCUCGAAUGUGGAGCUACCCGUGUCCUCAAGGUCAGCGGCGCAGAGGAUGAUUGGGGAGUUGUGGCUUUACACAAGAUUGCCACCGGCAAGUCCAACACCCGUCAAAUCGAAGCUAUCACAGAUACCUAUAGCAAUUUGAGACAGGUCCGCACGAUUUUCUUCCGCUUCACCAAUAUUCCAGAUGCCGUGAAGUUCAAAGCGCACCUUGUACGAGAUGUCGACUGGGAAUCAUGCAGGUUCGAAUUUGUGGAGGAUCCAUGUGCGAAGGCAUCUGGCUUUCACUGCGGUCGGGUCUAG